AUGGCUACUACUGAAGAAGAAUUACGUGUUGUCCUACUUGGGAAAACAGGCAACGGGAAAAGUGCAACUGGCAAUUCGUUGCUACAUUCACGAACUGCAUUUUUCUCUACACAAUCAGCGCAGUCGAUAACAAAAGAUUGUGAAGCGAAAUCGGGUACUUGCACGGGUGUUAAUGGAAGACAAAAACGUUUAGUCGUUGUCGAUACGCCUGGGUUUUUUGAUACAAACGAAGGAAUCACGAAUGAAAAUGUGCAGAAUAAAAUUGCAUCACAAAUUUUCAAUAUGACAUCACCUGGCGUUCAUGCUUUUUUAAUCGUUGUACGUGUCGACCGGUUCACGCCGGAAGAAAAAGACACAGUAGAUUUCAUCAAAAAAAUAUUUGGUGCCGGUGCUGCUAAAUACUGUAUCGUAAUUUUAACUCGAGAAGAUCAGUUGGAUGACGGACAAUCGAUUGAGGAGUUCAUAAAUUCAUCUCGACAUUUGAAAGAAUUAGUCGAUUUGUGUGGGAAUCGUAAACUUGCUAUCAAUAAUAAAAUUAGCGGUGGAAUAUUGGAGAGAAAAACAAAGGAUUUGCUUCAAAUGAUUGAUAGAAUGGUAGAAAAUAAUAAUCGAACUUAUUAUACAAACGAUGAAUAUCAAAGAAUCGAAAGACAACGACGAGAAGAGCAAGCGCGACGCGAAGAAGAAGAACGUAGGAAGAAAAAAGAAUAUGAAGAUGCAUUAAAGGCAAAAGCAACAAAGGAAGCAGAGCAAAAAGCGGCAAAACGAGAGCAAGAGAUACGAGAAGAAGCGCGAAAAAACGAGGAAAAACGUGUACAACAAGUCAGAGAUGAAGAACGCAAAAGGACGGACAGACAGAUACAAGAAGAACGUGAUCGAGCAAGAGCAGCAGAAGAAGAAGCAAGGAGUGAACGAAUGAGAAGUGCAAGAAGACAAGAGUCAGCAUGUGGAUCUCGAAGAGCUUGUGAUGGCGACGAUGAUGGCGGUGGGUUAGGAGCCUUCUUAAAUACACUUCGUUUGCACGGGGGAAACGAUAUGCCUUCGCCGAAUACAGGAGGUAUGGGUAUGUCACCGUUUCAAGCAUCCAUGCCUACUAGACAUACAAUGCUUGGAGGUGGUGGUGGUGGUGGUCGAUUCACUGGCGAGUUCAUGGCAACUCGAGGCAGUGCAAACAAUCGACCAAUUAUGGAGGGUGCCAGAGGUGGUCAAUUCUAUUGGAAUAACAAUGGUAACAAGACUUAUUUGCGAAAGUAA
Messenger RNA from Rotaria socialis, 1254 nucleotides. NCBI's taxonomy places the organism in Eukaryota, Metazoa, Rotifera, Eurotatoria, Philodinida, Philodinidae. The record is from the annotation of a GenBank genome assembly.